Molecule: messenger RNA, 5275 nt
Organism: Zootoca vivipara (common lizard)
Lineage: Eukaryota; Metazoa; Chordata; Lepidosauria; Squamata; Lacertidae
Gene: MSN
Product: moesin
Cellular component (GO): cytoskeleton
Molecular function (GO): actin binding
Source: RefSeq, a predicted model, not a curated record
GGGCCCACAGAGGUUGGCGGGCGGGGAGAACUGCCCAGUCAGUCGAGUCCGUUAGCAGAGGAAGCGCCCAGCAGCAGCAGCAGCAAGCAGCAGCGACAGCCGCCCUGCCCAGAGACUGAAGCCCGCCGAGCCAGCCCGAAGGCACCAUGCCCAAAACGAUUACAGUCCGAGUUACCACCAUGGAUGCUGAGCUGGAGUUUGCCAUCCAGCCCAACACUACAGGAAAGCAGUUGUUCGACCAGGUUGUGAAAACAAUAGGCCUGAGAGAGGUUUGGUUCUUUGGACUCCAGUACCAGGAUACCAAGGGUUUCUCUACAUGGCUGAAACUCAACAAAAAGGUAACAGCGCAGGAUGUCCGCAAGGAGAGCCCGCUGCUUUUCAAAUUCCGUGCCAAAUUCUACCCAGAGGAUGUGGCAGAGGAGCUGAUCCAGGACAUAACCCAGCGCCUGUUCUUCCUCCAAGUGAAGGAGGGCAUCCUGAACGAUGACAUCUACUGUCCCCCAGAAACUGCCGUCCUGCUGGCUUCCUAUGCUGUCCAGUCCAAAUAUGGUGACUUCAACAAGGAGGUGCACAACCCUGGUUACCUUACUGGCGACAAACUGCUUCCUCUAAGGGUUUUGGAGCAGCACAAACUUAACAAGGAUCAGUGGGAGGAAAGGAUCCAGGUGUGGCAUGAAGAACAUCGAGGAAUGCUCAGAGAAGAUGCCAUAUUGGAAUAUCUGAAAAUUGCACAAGAUCUGGAGAUGUAUGGUGUGAACUACUUCAGUAUUAAGAACAAGAAGGGCUCAGAACUUUGGUUGGGAGUUGAUGCCCUUGGACUCAACAUUUAUGAGCACAAUGACAGGUUAACACCAAAAAUCGGAUUCCCUUGGAGUGAGAUUAGAAACAUUUCAUUCAAUGAUAAGAAGUUUGUUAUCAAGCCCAUUGACAAGAAAGCCCCAGACUUUGUAUUCUAUGCCCCACGGCUAAGGAUUAACAAGCGUAUUCUGGCUCUUUGCAUGGGGAACCAUGAGCUCUACAUGCGUCGACGUAAGCCAGACACAAUCGAGGUGCAGCAGAUGAAGGCUCAAGCCCGGGAGGAGAAGCAUCAAAAACAGAUGGAGAGAGCCCUGCUAGAGAAUGAGAAGAAGAAGAGGGAGCUGGCGGAGAAGGAGAAGGAAAAGAUUGAACGCGAGAAGGAAGAGCUGAUGGAACGGCUCAGACAGAUUGAAGAGCAGACAAAGAAAGCUCAGCUAGAACUGGAAGAACAGACCCGCAAGGCACUAGAGUUGGAGCAAGAAAGGAAGCGAGCUCAGGAAGAAGCGGAGAAGCUGGCGAAGGAGCGACAGGAAGCUGAGGAGGCAAAAGAAGCCUUGCUGAAGGCCUCUAAUGACCAGAAGAAGACCCAGGAGCAGCUGUCGUCUGAAAUGAUGGAACUCACCAAUAGGAUCUUGCAGCUGGAACUAGCUCGGCAGAAGAAGGAGAGCGAGGCUGUGCAGUGGCAGCAGAAAGCCCAGAUGGUCCAGGAAGACCUAGAGAAGACUAAAGAGGAGUUGAAGUCAGCCAUGGUCACCCAGCAUGUUCCAGAACCAAUGCAGUCUGAGAAUGAACAUGAUGACGAGCAGGAUGAAAAUGCCGCUGAGGCCAGCGCAGAGCUGAGGGCACACGCCUCUGCCAAGGACCGGAGUGAGGAGCAACGGACUACGGAGGCAGAGAAGAAUGAGCGGGUCCAGAAGCACUUGAAGGCUCUCACGUCCGAGCUGGCCAAUGCCCGCGACGAAACAAAGAAGACUGCCAAUGAUAUGAUCCAUGCCGAGAACCAGAGGUUGGGCCGUGACAAAUACAAGACCCUCCGCCAGAUCCGGCAGGGCAACACCAAGCAACGCAUUGAUGAGUUUGAGUCCAUGUAAUCAUUCGUGAGCCUUCUGCUGCCUCCCCUGCACUCUUCCUCCCUCCCCCACCACCUUUUUUCUGUGUUUAACUGCAUUGUGCUGGAACCACUACAGAAGAGUCACCACAGUCUGUCUGAGAGUUGGGUGCAGAGGCUGCCAGCCAACAUAGGGUGAAAAAGGAUUAGUCAGCUGUGCCUUAAAAAUAAUAAUAAUAUAUAUAUAUUUUUAUGGUGAUGCCCCAUUUUCUUUGUUCAACCUGGGUUGAAGAGAGAAAUCUGUUCCAUGCAGCUUUAUGAAACAUCUGUGCUGGUCCUGUGACCCCCCAAUUUGUGGCACCAGCAAGGACCCAUCCCUGUCACUAGUCUCUCUAGCCAAUGUUUGAAGAGACUGGUGUGUUGGGGUAUCUUUACUUUUUAACCUGUCUAGUUUUGAUAAUUAAAAAAGGAAGAAGUUCGGAAGGAAAAGUUCCUGAAACAAAAUUUGACUUUCUUGUGCCUUACACACACACACACACACACACACACACACACACACACACACACACACACAUGAAAGACCAAAGCUUUUCAUGAUUCCCAGAGGUUUAGCAGACCAAACGGAUCCCCCUGAUCUUUUUAUCAUUUUGUACAUGCCACUGCCUAAGCAGUUGAAAGAGGCAGGAUUCCAUAAUUGUUGUGAUCUGAGUAUACAGUGGUACCUCUACUUACGAAUAACUCUACUUACGAAUGUUUCUACUUACGAAUGGAGCUCCGUCCGCCAUCUUGGAUGCGGUUUAGAUAGGAUUUUUUCUACUUACGAAUUUUUAGAGAGGGUUGCUUCGACUUACGAAUUUUUUCUCCCAAUGCAUUCCUAUAGCAUUUGACUUAAAAUUUUUUUUUACUUACAAAUGUGUGUUUGGAACGCAUUAAAUUUGUAAGUAGAGGUACCACUGUAUUUUGUUUUCCCCUCUUCAAAUGUUGCCAUAUCCAAUUACGUGUGUUGCUGGCCUCCAAACUUUGCUGGCCACCAAUUCCCACCAGUUUCCAGAGAUUGCAGACUUCAACAGCAUCUAGAGGGCUCCAGGUUCCCCAACCUUGUCCAAUAAGGAGACAGUGUUUGAGUUUGGGAGCAGCAACAUACUUGGUCCCAUUCAUAUUGACCAGCAAAGUCCGACUUAAGUGUUCAGAAGAGGAUGUGCAUCAGCCAUAAACCCCCGAGAGCAAGACAGAUGUGGGGAAACAUUGCAGCUGGCCCUUUCAAGGGAGGUCUGCAGCACACACAGCACACAUUAACAGUGCCUUGUGACACCCUUUUCCACAGGUGUCAAGUUUUUAUAAAGAUUCUUCAUGCUUACCUGCGACCAAAUGCAGAAAUAGCACCCUGUCUUCCUCACAUCACCAGCCACUUGCAUAGUCACAAAACCUGCCUUUGAUUUUAAGAAAAAGCUUCUGUCUCUGGUGCCUUGGUUGUAGGAAUGCAGCAGAACUUGUCCCCAAAUCUCUUUCUCCUCCUCCUCCUCUUCCUCCUCCUCCUCCUCUUCUUCUUCGCCUUGGAGUGCCUUUUGCUUUUCGGAAUUUGUAAAGAAGUUUUAUGCAGCUUUGCUUUCAGGAUGUUGUUCCUAUUUGCCUCCUAAGUCCAGACAGAACCUUCCAGUGCUACUUUGUCCACCAGUUUUUUGGCAGGGCUUCCCUUUUUUCCAAGAGAGUUUGUUACCUCACUUUUACCUGUGCCAUCACCGCAUCAGGUACAGCUGAGGACUGCCUGUCUCCCCACCCCCAACCCCCAGUCUAAGAAGCUUCUUUUUCAAAGGAGUUUUGUUUGCAGAGAAGCUGUCCUGCUCUUCUGCACCUCUAAACUCCUGAACUUCAUAAUUUCUUCUGAUCUUCUCCGUCCGCCCCUUUCCUCCCAAAGUGUGUUAAUACCAACAGUGCCACUAGAAACAGGAAAGUUGUGUGGAGAGAGUGGAACAAAGACAGGAGCUGCACUUCAGGGGUGGAGAUCCUGUGGGCUCUCCAAGGACAAUGGGAGUUGUCAUCCAGCAACAUCUAGAGGGGCACAGGCUCCCCAUCCCUGCUCUGAUUCGCACCAGUGAGGGCAGUGAAAAAGCUCCCAUAGCUGUCCCAAAGCCUUCUCAGUCUGCUUUGGGCAGCUUGGUGUUGGCAGCCCUAGUUGCAUGGAGGCAAGACUCCCUCGGCUUGCAAAAUAGCAGAGUCUAAAUGCUGUCUGUAAGUUUGUUAUGCACCCCUUUUCUCCAUUCACCCUUUAAAUAUAUAUAUAUAUAGUGCCUUUAGGAAGUGAGGGUGAGAACUGCCAGCUCCUCCUCCUCCUCCUGAAAAUAUGCAACCUCAUUACUUAGAACACUUUAAAGCAAGCGCGCGCGCACACACACACACACACACACAGAGCAGUUGAACUUGUCAUAACUGAUUUACCCUUAAACUGAAGAACCUGUGAUCCCUCAUCACUUUUAAUCACCUUUUAAAAUGUUUUGUGCUCCAAACUUGUAAUUUUGCAGUUUUCUUCCACAUUUCUUCCACAUUGCAGUUUUCUUCCACAUUUCUUCCAAUUUGCUAGUUUUCUAGCACAGUUUGGUUCAGAGAACUAUAUCCUCACAAGAGAAAUCAGCACAGAGCCUCCCAAGUCUGUGCUGAACUAAUGAAGUAGUUAAAGCAUCUCUGCAUCGCCCCUGGUUGGGUCAUGGAGCUCUGUUGACCCCUUCCACCGGCACAGUUGCUUUUCCUCUUGCCCUGUCACUUCUAGAAAAGGAGCAAGCCAACCUAUGCCAAGAAGCCUUAACUCCCCAUGUAGAUGGUUCAGCUCUCCCCUGAUCCUACCAGUAUUAUGUUAUUCCAGUGGUAUCUAAUGGUAUUGAUUUCAUUCUCUUUUUUUCUAGCUGUGCACGAUUAGAAAAUAUUAAUCUUGGAAAUGUGGAGGGGGAGGGGGAAAUGUCCCUCUUCUCCAUGGACAAAUGUAUACUGUAUUGUAAAGAGAUUGAUAUUUUGCAGGAAAUUAAUGUAAGAAGCAUUCAGUAUUACCAUGAGAUUUUUAGACACUUUUUUAAUUAUUUGUUGGGAUUCAUGGAGGUUUUCCCUCCUCCACUCCCCCCCAACUUGUUUACUUGCUAUUACUUUGGAUAUAUCCUAUCUUGGGGGAGAGGGGGUUACCCUAUUAAGCAUUUUUUUGUGUCUGGCUUUAUAUUUGUGUUUUGGAUUUUUUAAUUUUUUUGGCUGUAAAUUAUGUCUACCUUUUUACAUGUUUUGUUAAAACACCAGUUUUCCCAGGUGGGGUUGUACGGUUGAUCUGUGUCACUGUGGGGCAUGCCAGCCAUGUUGAUCCUUGCCACUCAGAUGCCUUGCCUACAAAGGGGUUUUGUUAAAGUCCACAGCCUGUUCUCUUCAGUGCCAAUAAAAUUUAGGUCAAUUGAA